AAAAAAAAUAUAAUUUAAGAAAGAAUAUUAGACUGGGAGGAAUUAUUGAAAAUAUAGUUCCAAAUCGAGGUUUUUCCAACGAUCUAAGUCAAGAUAUAUUAGUAAAUCCUUUGAAUGAUCCAAUAGAAGUUGACAUAUCAAGUAACAAUAGUGAUCAAAUAAUUAAACCUAUUCAACCUAUUGAAAAACUAUUCAUUUCUUCCUAA
Funneliformis caledonium is the source of this 206-nucleotide messenger RNA. The record is from the annotation of a GenBank genome assembly. Lineage: Eukaryota; Fungi; Glomeromycota; Glomeromycetes; Glomerales; Glomeraceae.